Molecule: messenger RNA, 1436 nt
Organism: Motacilla alba alba
Lineage: Eukaryota; Metazoa; Chordata; Aves; Passeriformes; Motacillidae
Gene: DOK3
Product: docking protein 3
Exons: 5
Coding region: 83-1417 (444 amino acids)
Biological process (GO): cell surface receptor protein tyrosine kinase signaling pathway; positive regulation of MAPK cascade
Cellular component (GO): cytoplasm
Source: RefSeq, a predicted model, not a curated record
CGACUGCAGCAGUCACAUUUUCUCUGCUGCGGGCAGCCCGAGUCCCUUACCCUUGCGCUGGCUGCCAGGGUGAACUGGGCCCAUGGAGAGACCAGUGAAGGAUGGGAUCCUUUAUGUGCAGCACACCAAAUUUGGAAAGAGGUCCUGGAGGAAGAUGCGAGCCCAGCUGUUUGCUGCCAGCCCGUCCGGCGUGGCCCGCAUGGAGAAGUUCGAUGUGCGGGAUGACGGCACCAUCCCGGAGAAGCUGUCCCUGCAGCGGAGUGCCCGCCGUGUCAUCCGCCUCUCUGACUGUGUCUCCGUGGGCCCGGCGGGCACAGAGAGCUGCCCCAAAGCCACUGCUGCCUUUUACCUCACCACCACGGAGAAGAGCUAUGUGCUGGCAGCUGAGCAGCGCGAUGAAUGGAUCACCCAGCUCUGCCAGCUGGCCUUCCAGGGUGCAAAAGAGACAGUGCUGAGUAGUGCCAGGACCCAGCCCAGCCCUGCUGUCCCCAUGGAGGAGAACUCCCUCUACUCGUCCUGGCAGGACCUGACUGAAUUCUUGGUGCUGGUGGUGCAGACAGACGCAGCCACCCGCUGCGGGCUGCACGGGCACUACCUGCUCUCAGCCCUGCCCCAGAGCCUGACGCUGAAGGACCCCCAGUCCCGCCAGCCCCUGCUCACCUGGCCCUACCCCUUCCUUCGCAAGUUUGGCCAGGAUCAGGCUGUCUUCUCCUUCGAGGCCGGCCGCCGCAGUGACUCCGGCGAGGGCACCUUCACUUUCAGCACGCCACGGGCCCCCGAGCUCUGCCGGGCUGUGGCUGCUGCCAUUGCCAGCCAGCAGCAGGGCAAGGACUCCCUGGACCCCAGACUCUUCUGUGUCUCAGAGCCCCAGCUCUUUACACAGGGCCUUGAGCCCCAGCCCUGGGGGCCCGGGAGUGAUGAUCCCCAGCCCAGCCCAGCCCUGGGGGGCACACAGCCUGCCUCCCACCCCCCUGCCAACCUCCUCCGCUUCACCCCACCAGAGCCAGAGGCCUCAUGCCCCAUCGUCUACGCCUCCAUCGCCCGGGGCCAGCAGCCCCUCUUUGUGUCAGGGCAGCCAGGCUCUGGGGAGCCCUGGGCCGUGGGGAAGCCGCUCCCUGAGCAUCUCUACGAGAACAUCUUCACUGCAGAACCACGUCCAGCCGGGGCCCAGGAAGAGGAGGAGGAAGGGCAGUGGGAGCUGGGGUGCCGACAGGCCCCCGAGGGCCACAGCAGUGAGGGGGGGCCCGUCUAUGACAACCGGGCCGCCAUGGCACCGACCCCCCGGGCCGCGGGCUGGGGGCGCGGAGGGCAGGAGGCGCUGUCAGGGCGCUCAGCGCACAAGCCUCACAGCACCCUUCGGGCCAAGCUGGUGCGGCUGCUGAGCCGGGAGAGCCCCGGAGCGCGGGACUGGGCUUGAUGCGGCCGGUGCCGGUGGG